AUGGCUGAGUCCUCCACAAACUCCCUUGGCCUUGAUUUCAAUAAUCUUUCCAUCAAGGAGACAGCUGAACCUCCUCAGACUAAUGCGGACGAGUCACAGGUGUUAGAAAAUCAGCCAGCAGAUGUGGAGUCAAGGGACGUGAAGGAGAAGAAGAAACCUUAUGUGAACCCCGAACGCGUCAAGACGGGCGGAGCGCAGAGGGAGAAACUCAGUGAAGAAGCGCUUGCUGAACGAAUGCAGCGUAUCAAAGAGCAGAAUGAGAAGAUUAAACAACGCAGAAUUGACGUACAAGCAGAUGAAGACGCGUUCAAGAAGACUCAGGAGGCCGACCGUGUGCGCCAAGCCCAUCAGCGCAAAGUGCAGGAAGGCGUUGACCGCACCCGCGAGCAGAACGCUCGGAGAAAAUUGGACAAGAUUCAGAACCGUGAAUGGGACUCUGGAAAGUCCCCGGGUGAUUGGAAACAGGCGAGGAACCCUGCUCCAACUGAGGAACCUGCAGCGGUUUCAAGUUCCUCGCCACCUGAACAUAGAGGGAGAAGGAGUGGAAGUGGCAGAGGAGGACCAUCGAGAGGUCGCGGGCGCGGGCGCGGAGGACCGUCUGUAGCUGGAUUUGCCAGCCCAACUAAUGGCACUCAAGUUGCCGAUACCUUUUCGUCCACCAAUGAGUCUACCCCCGUCGCGUCUGAGGAUCCUGAGGCAGUUGGAAUUGCUUCAUGA
This is a messenger RNA of Suillus bovinus, 717 nucleotides long. RefSeq lists its product as uncharacterized. Bases 1 to 717 code for a protein of 238 amino acids. The record is from RefSeq and is a predicted model, not a curated record. The transcript is spliced from 3 exons. Lineage: Eukaryota; Fungi; Basidiomycota; Agaricomycetes; Boletales; Suillaceae.